Prunus dulcis (almond) is the source of this 1825-nucleotide messenger RNA. Its product is annotated as protein ACCELERATED CELL DEATH 6-like. The transcript is spliced from 6 exons. Lineage: Eukaryota; Viridiplantae; Streptophyta; Magnoliopsida; Rosales; Rosaceae. The record is from RefSeq and is a predicted model, not a curated record. Bases 46 to 1818 code for a protein of 590 amino acids. Gene Ontology annotation, molecular function: protein binding.
AGGGUUCCAAAUAAACUCGGCAACAACGUUCUUCACGAGGUGGCGAUGUCCGGCAGUCUGGAGGCAGCAACUUUCUUAGUGAGCAACUUCAACAAACCUCCAGGAAAAACUAGUAACGAGGAGAAUUCUACACUGCCUCUGCUAGAUAUUCGGAACGAGUUAGGAGAAUCGCCAUUGUACAGGGCUGCUGCUCUUGGUCACCCUGACCUGGUCCAGUUUUUUGCUGAAAAACUGGAGGAGAAUCCGGAGAAUCUUCUGAGGCACUUCCACCGAAAUGAUAGAAUGUCCAUUCUUCAUAUCGCAGUCAUUGGCCAACAAUUUAGGACUGCUCUUUGGUUGCAGAGGAAGUACCCAUUUCUUGCAACUAAGAGGGAAGGUAAAGGAUUGACAAGCCUUCAAUUGCUAGCCCAAAUGCCGACUGCCUUCACACCACAAUUUCAACAAAGCAGAUGGAAGAUGCUCAUAUAUUAUUGCCUUCCUGCUCGAGACCUGGAGGUCACAACAAAUCCCAAGGAUGAUGUGGAGAGCAGCUUGGGCAGCAACCAAGACCCCCAAGCCAUCUCUUGGAAGAAGCCUGAAGGUAUUCUGAAGGUGUACACUACCCUGUGGGACUUCCUUGCUAAAGAAAUGGACAUAAUCGAAAAGAUCUGGAAGGAUAAGAGAAUUAAACAUGCUCUUAAAAACCUCAUCCCUUUGCUCGUUGAGAAAGACAAUUCAUGGCAGAAUUCUAAAGAAGCAAAGGGCAAGACGAUAUCUCUGGGGUCAGUGGAAAAUCUUUGUAAGGGUGAUAAUGAUGGAGGAGAUCAACAAGGAAAGGAUUCUGCAGAACCAACCAAUUCUAAGAAGCAGAGCAUUUAUAAGUAUAACCCAUUGCUUAUAGCAACUAUCACUGGAAUUGUGCCUAUUGUUGCAGAGAUACUUAGGCAGCAUCCUCAAGCAGCUGAGCACGUUAGCCAUAGUGAACAGAACAUUUUGCAUCUGGCCAUUAAGCACCGUCAAAGAGAGAUCCUUGAGCUUCUAAAAAGGAAGCCAAUAACCAUCUCAAGGUUGAAUGAGAUGAUUGACAGUGAUGGCAACACCAUAUUGCACCAAGCUGCAGAUAGGAGCUACUACUCUGUAGCAAUUUCUGAGAAAUUAAUUGGCCCAGCCAUGCAAUUGCAAGCAGAGUUGCGUUGGAUGAUGGGUGUGAAGAACAUAUUACCACCUCAUUACAUCAUGCACCACAACAACAAGGAUCAGACAGCGGAGGAGCUGUUCAAUGAUGAGCAUAAUGAGCUUCUGAAGUCGGCACAAGAAUGGAUAAAAGACACAGCACAGUCGUGCUCAACUGUGGCUGUGCUGGUGGCCACCGUUGUCUUUGCAGCCGCCUAUGCCAUGCCUGGGGGUAACGAACCAAAUGGCCUUCCUGUUUUCCAUGAUUCUCCUCUCUUCUGGCUCUUCACCUGCAUGGACGUCGUGGCCAUCGCCUGCUCAUUGUCUUCGGUAGCCUUUUUCCUCUCCAUCCUCUCCUCUCCCCUUGAGUACCCAUUUUUCUGUCACGGUCUUCCCCGCAAGCUCAUGAUCGGGUUCACCUUGCUCUUCUUGUCCAUGGCAACCACCAUGCUCGCCUUUGCUGCUACUAUUUUGCUUGUGAUUCGUAUCGAGAAGAAAUGGACUAAGUCUCUGCUUUACUGUAUUGCGUUUUUUCCGGUCCCUCUAUUUGGCUUGCUGCAAUUUCCUAUGUAUCAGAAAGUAACCAAGAUUUUCCUCCCCUUCUUCAUUCCCUUUCUCGGCUUUUCGAAGAGGAGAUCAAUAUGUGGUAAGAGCAAGGCGAACUGAAUUACAA